This is a messenger RNA of Aphanomyces invadans, 1707 nucleotides long. RefSeq lists its product as hypothetical. The coding region runs from base 342 to 704 and encodes 120 amino acids. NCBI's taxonomy places the organism in Eukaryota, Oomycota, Saprolegniomycetes, Saprolegniales, Verrucalvaceae. The transcript is spliced from 2 exons. The record is from RefSeq and is a predicted model, not a curated record.
GCCACCUAUACUUAAAACCAAGACGUUUUCCGAUUUGUGCAAACGUCAAUGGGUACGUUGCACACGGGAAGAGCAGAUGCGACGUCGAAUGGCUUGUCGCGGACGCCACGUCAGGCGGAGAGCGAGCGAGGGAGAGAAGGACAAGAAGUGGCCGCUGCGUGCCGUGGACGGUCGUGCCCCAAGCGGCGGCGGUGGGGCAGAACAGAACGUUGAAGUUGCACGUCGACAUGCAUCCCCCAUUCUGUAUGGUGGCCACGCGUUUUUCUAAAAAAAGUUGAAGCGACCUGCCGGUGGUUCUCCCGCCAACGCCACGCGUAUCCCUUGGUGGCCUGGUCCGUGUGAUGCGGGGGAAGACCGUGGUUGCUCACCAGAACGGAGCUUGCUGCGUCACCGUCGAGAGAAGUCGCACAUCCUCCCGGGCAGCUGCCUCGGUCGACGCUACUUCAAGUCUUCGCAGUUUCACAGAAAGAAUUUGUAUUGCGAUUCAGUAUACCAAUUUGUCGGAGACGUUCAUUGGAAUUGUGGGGAGAGAGCGAACGUGCCACCGGAUGAUGCGGCGUCCAACAAUAGUCAUGUCCUUCGACUCAGCACGCGCGCGGCCACUGCUCGCGGCUUCGACAACGCUCCGAUGCACGUACUUCGCCAUGCCCUUGGCGCGAACACGACGCGACCACCAGGGACCAUCUUCUUUUCCCUUUGGCUGAACCUAUCACUUGUUUCUGAACACGUGUUCAUCCUUUCAGAGCGCGAAAUGGAGGUCGCGGAUCGGACGUGCUAUAUCUCGGGCUCAUCUUGUGGCCACCUCCGCGUUGGCCGCAGUUGGUCAAACUCAGCGAGGGGGCCGUGACCUUGCUGGCACGCCCUUGAUCCUGUUGGGUGCCCUGUGGGUGCGAUCGCGGCACCCACGUUCGACAUGGCAACGAUCGACGUCGGUGGUUCCACCGUCGGAUGGGGGAAAAAGCCAGCAAUUGGGUUGAACAACCGCAAGUCUCGAAAUCUUCCAUACAAUAACGCUAUAUGGUUUCUGUAUUUCACCCAUAGAUGUGGAGCGGCACGUGUGGCGCGCAGAUGCGCCGCGCAGCUGGCGGGGGUCGCCGACCGCAUCAGACCGCGCCGUGGUGCUGCUAACUCUUCUUUGAUCAAGUUCCUGAGCAGGUGCGAGGUGGCAAGUGUUCUUCGAGAUGACGGGGGCAACAAGCGACGGAUCGUAUCCAGUCCAAGGAUGAAGCAACGCUCCGACGUGUCGUUUCAAGGACCAGAAUGAAGAAGUUUGGGUGAACAAUGACAUCGACACGCACCAGUGUCCGCUGUUGGCUUUGCGCGGACGUGAGGCGGUACUUAGUUCUGUGGCCAACUCGACACACUCGAACCGCACUAUUCCCGUGAGCAAGCUCAUACGUCAAACGGCUCAAUCGUGGUCCAAUACAGUUAACGUUCCAUUCCCGCAUGACACUGUCAUUGGAACCUCACAUUGAAUAGGAUAUGGUUUGCUCGACCCCCGGGACCACGCAGUCUUGGCGGAACGCGUCGGUACCGCUCACGUUCAGCGUGCAUUCUGGAGCCGCGUCGUACAUUCAACCCGGCAAAUGGGGCACUUUUCAUUGUCGCAAGCAGCGACACACAUGUCGACAUCGCAGGACGAUGGUUUUUGUCCUCGAGAGUGCUGGCGGAGCAUGCCGGCCUUUGUGUUCUUUUCUGGUGGUCCGG